GAGCGAGGGGAGCCCGAGCAGCCGGAGGCGGUGGCCGCACCGCCACCCGCCGGGCCGCCGCCCGGCCGCCGGCUCGGGAACAGGGGACCGCGGCCGGCCUGCACCCGCCGGGGAGUGACCCAGGGCUGCCCGAGAGGCCCUACCGGCGGCGUCCCCAGUGGCCACCCCUGAGUUGGCUGCGUGAAACUUUUCCCCGCGCUCUUCGGCUCGGAGCCCGCGCCUCUCGCCGCCGCCCCCGCAGGGACCCGCCGCCCGUGGGGAGCGAAGGGGGGGGAGAGGCCCGUGGCUCCCCCCCCGCCUCCUGUUGGGGCCCCCCCGGGCGAUGGCCGCGGAGCUGGCGAUGGGCGCCGAGCUGCCCAGCAGCCCGCUGGCCAUCGAGUACGUCAAUGACUUCGACCUGAUGAAGUUCGAGGUGAAAAAGGAGCCGCCCGAGGCCGAGCGCUUCUGCCACCGCCUGCCGCCCGGCUCGCUAUCCUCGACGCCGCUCAGCACGCCCUGCUCCUCCGUGCCCUCCUCGCCCAGCUUCUGCGCGCCCAGCCCGGGCACCGGCGGCGGCGCGGGGGGCGGCGGCGGCGCGGCGCAGGCCGGGGCUGCCCCGGGGCCGGCAAGCGGGGGCCCCGGCGCCGUCGGGGGCGCCUCGGGGAAGCCGGCGCUGGAGGAUCUGUACUGGAUGAGCGGCUACCAGCACCACCUGAACCCCGAGGCGCUCAACCUGACGCCCGAGGACGCGGUGGAGGCGCUCAUCGGCAGCGGCCACCACACCGGGCACCACGGCGCGCACCACCACCCAGAGGCCGCCGCGGCCUACGAGGCCUUCCGGGGCCAGGGCUUCGCGGGCGGCGGCGGCGCGGACGACAUGGGCGCCGGCCACCACCACGGCACGCACCACGCCGGCCACCACCAUCACCACCACCACCACCACGGCGGCGCGGGCCAUGGCGGCGGCGGCACGGGCCACCACGUGCGCCUGGAGGAGCGCUUCUCCGACGACCAGCUGGUGUCCAUGUCCGUGCGCGAGCUGAACAGGCAGCUCCGCGGCUUCAGUAAGGAGGAGGUCAUCCGGCUGAAGCAGAAGCGGCGCACGCUCAAGAACCGCGGCUACGCUCAGUCGUGCCGCUUCAAGCGGGUGCAGCAGCGGCACAUCCUGGAGAGCGAGAAGUGCCAGCUCCAGAGCCAGGUGGAGCAGCUGAAGCUGGAGGUGGGGCGCCUGGCCAAGGAGCGGGACCUGUACAAGGAGAAAUACGAGAAGCUGGCCGGCCGGGGCGGCCCCGGCGGCGCGGGCGGAGCCGGCUUCCCGCGGGAGUCCUCGCCGGGAGUCGGGGCCAAGGGCGCUUCCGACUUCUUCCUGUGAGCACCGGACCCCGAGCCCGCGCCGCCGCCGAGGAGAGGCUCGCGCGGGCGGCCCGGGGCCUCGGCUCGGACUCCGCGGCCCAGGGCGAGGACGCAUGGC
Physeter macrocephalus (sperm whale) is the source of this 1450-nucleotide messenger RNA. It is a transcript of the gene MAFA, whose product is annotated as MAF bZIP transcription factor A. Gene Ontology annotation, molecular function: RNA polymerase II cis-regulatory region sequence-specific DNA binding; DNA-binding transcription factor activity, RNA polymerase II-specific. The transcript has a single exon. The record is from RefSeq and is a predicted model, not a curated record. The coding region runs from base 323 to 1351 and encodes 342 amino acids. NCBI's taxonomy places the organism in Eukaryota, Metazoa, Chordata, Mammalia, Artiodactyla, Physeteridae. Gene Ontology annotation, biological process: regulation of transcription by RNA polymerase II; insulin secretion; response to glucose. Gene Ontology annotation, cellular component: nucleus.